GACUCACCUUGAAUUCCGUCCUGUGUGAGAUCCAGAAACCCUCUCUUGGGGUCUGGAUUGAGAUUUCUUUUCCAGUAACAGAAGGACUUAGAAGAUGAGGAAGACAGAGGAGGAAUUAAGGCCCUCCUGGUGGGCAAAGCAGCCUGGGCAAGGGCAUGCAGGAGCUACUGCUGAAGAGUGUGAGGUGGGAUCAGGUAAGACUUGGCAGGCUGAGGGCAUCUGAUGGCAACAGGUAGGAUCUACAAAAGGGAGUGAAUGAGGCCUGCAUGUUUACCCCCAUUGGACAUCCUCUUCUAGAAUCACGGACACCUCCCAAGACCACAUAUCUCUAGCUGUCAACAAACUGUACAAAAAAUGAAAGUACAUUUAGCUUUACCAAGUGCAAAGAAUUUACUUAUCCUGGCUCCUUUUAUGUAACUCUUGCUGCCUCUCCCGUGGGCAUCUUAACUGUUUUCCUUGACAAGAUUUACUCAUCUGUGCCUAAGAUGUUUCCCUCAAAUCUCUUCUCCCUGCUGUCUACCUCAUAGGCUAGACAAGGUCACACUCUGAAAACAAAUAAUAGACUUCCUUUAAAAAUUAAUCACAUGUUGAACAACAGGAUAUGAGACAGAAGACUGAAGAAGGACCUGUGGAAUAUCUCUAAGAAUGAAAUUUCAUCAUGGAAAUUAAAGGCCUUUAGAAAAUCAAAGAACAACAUCCUUCUGAGCUUCACAUGCUCCGGGAAAGGUUUGUGGAUGAGGUGAUGAUUGAGUAGCAUCAUAAGGACUUAGAGGAUGAGGAAGACCUAAGGAUGGAAGUAAGGCCCUUCUGGUGGAUGAAGCAGCUGGGCCAGGGCAUGAAUUUCCAUACAGUCCAGCCCAUUGGAGGGCAGGCACCUGCUGGCAUUCUUACCAUAUGUGGGGCUGCAUCCACUGUGCACUGGGUGUGAGGCUGGCUGGCACUGCUGAUUUUCGUGACCAGGGCUUGUGCAGAAAUCAACCCAGAGUUCUCAUAGGGCAGCAGUGGGAGUCAUGGACACCAGGACUCAUCUGAACCAUGAUGUGCAGGUCCCUCAGUGUUCAGCCAAGGAGGGAAAUAGUGUUGAGAGCAGCCUGUGGAGCCAGAACAUCUGGCUUUUUAUCCCGCUUCUGCCCCUUCCUAGCUGUGUUCUUUCAGCCACCAAAAUGUUGGAGUUUGGCUAACAAAUAAUAUGGUCACCCUUCUGCUAAGGUUGCUGCUAGGAAUGUUGUCACAGGGUUCAACAGUGCCUUUCAAACAGCAAACUGCUACAUAAUUAUGAUUCCUGCUCUACUGAACAUUAAAAAGCAAGUGGAAGCACAUUUGGAGCUGAGUUCGGGGAAGAUUCAUCGGACGACAUGUUGAAAAGGAAGGAUGCUCAGAGAGACCAGCAAGGACAUGGCAGGACUGCAAGUUGCAUCCAGGGUCCAAACCCUCAUCCCUGAUUCCAAAUUCCAUCACCACCCACCACCCAGCACUGCCUGUCCAGCCCAUCAGUUACUCUACUAAUUCACAGCAUCCUUUGAAUCAGUGGAAAGAAAACCCUAAAGAGUUACCAAAGAACUAAACAAAGUUAUCAAUUAAUUUAUAAUUAACCGAGAUAAUCCUUGUAAAAAUAACUUUCAGCGGAGGGUGGAUGGCCUUAAAUUUCCCCACAAAAGGUAAAACUUUCCCAGACAUCCCUUUCUGAAAAUGAGAUGUCAGUGGAUGAGAAAAGCCUGCUCCCAAGAGUAGGUGUGAGGUAUUGCACCUAGGCCCACUGCUGGGAUAAGCUGGCACAGAUACACGGGACAUGACGCUGUCAUUCUCACCUUAAAGAAAGAGACAGAGAAGAAAAGGAAGGGGAGCAAGUGGAGAAGGAAUACAAGAAAGAGGAAGAGAAGCAGGAAGAUUCUACAUACAGGCUGGCUGUGUUUCCCCUGGGGCAUGCUCCUGUUUACUGGUCCCAUGCCAGGUUGACUCAUUGCCUCAUUCAUGGGUGGAAUUAAGAUGCCUACCUGGGGAAUAAAUAGAGCAGGGCCGGGUGCUCACCUCCACAGCGGCUUCCUUGAUCCUUGCCACCCGCGACUGAACACCGACAGCAGCAGCCUCACCAUGAAGCUGCUGAUGGUCCUCAUGCUGGCGGCCCUCCCCCUGCACUGCUACGCAGGCUCUGGCUGCCCCUUAUUGGAGAAUGUGAUUUCCAAGACAAUCAAUCCACAAGUGUCUAAGACUGAAUACAAAGAACUUCUUCAAGAGUUCAUAGACGACAAUGCCACUACAAAUGCCAUAGAUGAAUUGAAGGAAUGUUUUCUUAACCAAACUGAUGAAACUCUGAGCAAUGUUGAGGUGUUUAUGCAAUUAAUAUAUGACAGCAGUCUUUGUGAUUUAUUUUAACUUUCUGCAAGACCUUUGGCUCACAGAACUGCAGGGUAUGGUGAGAAACCAACUACGGAUUGCUGCAAACCACACCUUCUCUUUCUUAUGUCUUUUUACUACAAACUACAAGACAAUUGUUGAAACCUGCUAUAUAUGUUUAUUUUAAUAAAUUGAUGGCAAAAA
Molecule: messenger RNA, 2538 nt
Organism: Pan troglodytes (chimpanzee)
Lineage: Eukaryota; Metazoa; Chordata; Mammalia; Primates; Hominidae
Gene: SCGB2A2
Product: secretoglobin family 2A member 2
Exons: 7
Coding region: 1972-2373 (133 amino acids)
Biological process (GO): androgen receptor signaling pathway
Source: RefSeq, a predicted model, not a curated record